AUGGCAACCCCCAAAGGCCCUGCGGAUGUGGAGGUGGAGCUGACCUCUGUCCCUGUCAAGGAGACAGCUUGCUCUCCCAGCAGUGAGGAGCUGGACGAGCUGCACUACCAGGACACAGAUUCAGAUGUGCCAGAGCAGAGGGACAGCAAGUGCAAGGUCAAAUGGACUCACGAGGAGGACGAGCAGCUGAGGUCUCUGGUAAGGCAGUUUGGACAGCAAGACUGGAAGUUCCUGGCCAGCCACUUUCCUAACCGCACUGACCAGCAGUGCCAGUACCGGUGGCUGAGGGUCUUGAAUCCAGACCUCGUCAAGGGGCCAUGGACCAAAGAGGAGGAUCAAAAGGUCAUCGAGCUGGUCAAGAAGUACGGCACGAAGCAGUGGACGCUGAUUGCCAAGCACCUGAAGGGCCGGCUGGGGAAGCAGUGCCGUGAGCGCUGGCACAACCACCUCAACCCCGAGGUGAAGAAGUCCUGCUGGACCGAGGAGGAGGACCGCAUCAUCUGUGAGGCCCACAAGGUGCUCGGCAACCGCUGGGCCGAGAUCGCCAAGAUGCUGCCAGGGAGGACGGACAAUGCUGUGAAGAAUCACUGGAACUCCACCAUCAAAAGGAAGGUGGACACGGGUGGCUUCCUGAGUGAGUCCAAAGACUGCAAGCCCCCUGUGUACUUGCUGCUGGAGCUUGAGGACAAGGACGGCUGCCAGAGUGCCCGCCCCGUGGAGGAGCAGGGAAGUUUUGUGACCAGCUGGCCCCCCGCGCUUCCUGCCAUGAAGGAAGAGGAAAGCAGUGAGGAGGAGGCCAUGGCAGCCACCACAUCUAAGGAGCAAGGAGCUGUCCCUGCAGACCUGGAUGGAGUGCGAACACCAGAGCCCUUGGAGGACUUCCCGAAGCGUGAAGACCAGGAGGGCUCCUCGCCGGAAACCAGCCUGCCCUACAAGUGGGUGGUGGAGGCUGCAAACCUCCUCAUCCCUGCCGUGGGGUCCAGCCUCUCGGAAGCCCUGGACUUGAUCGAGUCGCCAGGCCUGCUGUGUGGAGUGGGUUUCAGGACGUGUUGGGUGAGAGGCCUGGCAACUGGGCACGGCGGAGUUCAUUGGGAGGAGGCCCACACUCACCUUCCCACUUGGGCUUCCCCAUCCUUGCUAAGAAUAAUGACGCUGUUUAUUGAACAUUUACUAAAUGCCAGGCUCUGGGUUCAAUAUAGAAUCCACACAGUAUCCUGUGAGGACCCUGAUGCUUGGUGUGACCUGAGUAAAUUUGACCUGCCCGAGGAGCCGUCCGCGGAGGGCAGCAUCAGCAACAGCCCGGUGCAGCCGUCCCCAUCACAGCAGCAGCCGGCGCCGCCGCCCCGCCAGCCUGCUGCCCCGGUGCCCAGUGUGACCGAGUACCGCCUGGACGGCCACACCAUCUCAGACCUGAGCCGGAGCAGUCGGGGCGAGCUGAUCCCCAUUUCCCCCAGCACUGAAGUGGGGGGCUUGGGCAUCGGCACGCCGCCUUCGGUGCUCAAGCGACAGAAGAAGAGGCGUGUCGCCCUGUCCCCUGUCACGGAGAACAGUGCCAGCCUGUCCUUCCUGGACUCCUGUAACAGCCUCACCCCCAAGAGCACACCCGUCAAGACCCUGCCCUUCUCGCCCUCUCAGUUUCUGAACUUCUGGAACAAACAGGACACACUGGAGCUGGAGAGCCCCUCACUGACGUCCACCCCGGUGUGCAGCCAGAAGGUGGUGGUCACCACACCCCUGCACCGGGAUAAGACGCCCCUGCACCAGAAACACGCAGCGUUUGUAACCCCAGAUCAGAAGUACUCCAUGGACAACACUCCCCAUACGCCAACCCCGUUCAAGAAUGCCCUGGAGAAGUACGGACCACUAAAGCCCCUGCCCCAGACCCCACACUUGGAGGAGGACUUGAAAGAGGUGCUGCGCUCAGAGGCCGGCAUCGAGCUCAUCAUUGAGGACGAGGCGAGGCCUGAGAAGCAGAAGAGGAAGGCUGGGCUGCGGCGGAGCCCUAUCAAGAAGGUCCGCAAGUCCCUGGCUCUUGACAUUGUGGAUGAGGAUGUGAAGCUGGUGAUGUCCACACUGCCCAAGGUGCUGUCCUUGCCAACAAAUGUCUUGUCAAGCUCCUCCAGCCUCAUGGUGCCAGGCAUCAAAGAGGACACCAGCCUCCUCAACGAGGGCUUCCUGCAGGCCAAGCCCGAGAAGCCGGUGGCAGCCCCGAAGCCCCGAAGCCACUUUCCAACACCUGCUCCUAUGACCAACGCCUGGAAGACAGUGGCCUGCGGGGGGACCAGGGACCAGCUCUUCAUGCAAGAGAAAGCCCGGCAGCUCCUGGGCCGCUUGAAGCCCAGCCACACUUCUCGGACCCUCAUCUUGUCCUGAGGGGCUUGGUGGUCACGAGCUCAUUAUGUUUACAGGGGGCUGGAAGGACCGAGGUUGGCCUUUGAGUCUGAGAAUCACACUCGGAUGACCAUGUGCAGGGAGCCUUCUGCCACCAGCCCCUCCCCAGACUGCUCAGGUGGAGGCAGAGCAGGGCCACCCACUCUCUAGUCUCCAAGUUCAGCAGUGGCUGCGGGUGCUUCCUGGUGCUAACAGAACAAAGUCCCACCCCUGGGCCUGCCUGGUCCUCUCGCCAGUGCCACAGGGAGUCCCAUUAGUUCUCCCAAGCCCUGGUCAGGUCUGGCCUCAUCUCAGACCCCUGCUUAGAACAGGGGACGUGGCCAGUGUGCUCCUUCCCUCAACCUAUUAGUACAUUUUCUUGAAAAAAAUAAAAUUUCCUUUUUCCUUA
Messenger RNA from Ailuropoda melanoleuca (giant panda), 2779 nucleotides. RefSeq names its product MYB proto-oncogene like 2 (gene MYBL2). Lineage: Eukaryota; Metazoa; Chordata; Mammalia; Carnivora; Ursidae. Gene Ontology annotation, molecular function: DNA-binding transcription factor activity, RNA polymerase II-specific; RNA polymerase II cis-regulatory region sequence-specific DNA binding. Gene Ontology annotation, cellular component: nucleus. Bases 1 to 2373 code for a protein of 790 amino acids. The transcript has 15 exons. The record is from RefSeq and is a predicted model, not a curated record. Gene Ontology annotation, biological process: regulation of DNA-templated transcription.